Nilaparvata lugens (brown planthopper) is the source of this 1571-nucleotide messenger RNA. RefSeq names its product flightin. The record is from RefSeq and is a predicted model, not a curated record. NCBI's taxonomy places the organism in Eukaryota, Metazoa, Arthropoda, Insecta, Hemiptera, Delphacidae. The transcript is spliced from 5 exons. Bases 575 to 1204 code for a protein of 209 amino acids.
AUAGUCUUGAAUUGAUCGAUAAUCGUCGAGGUUGAUCGAUUCUCUCUCCCACCACCUCUGAAAAAUAACCUCAUAUUUCCCCUCUUUGUCGCCACCUCUCUUCCUCCAAAAAAACCUCAUACUUCCCCUCUUUAUCUUCACCUCACACCCCCCUCUUCAUCGUCCCCUCACAUCUGAAAAACCUCACAUUCACCCUCCAUCUUCAUCUCUCAUUUCCCCUCUUCAUCCCCCACCUCCUAUUUCAAUUACCUCAAACUUGCCCCUCCUCAUCUUCAUCACACAUUUCCCCUCUCCAUCCCAACCUCACAUUCUAAUAACCUCAGUUUUCCCCCUCCCCAAAAUCAUAAUAUUUCUGGCGAAGUUUCCCAGCAGGGGACACCAAUCCGAUAAUUCAGUUGGCAUUUUCCGAGCAACGGACUAAGUGAUUGUUUGGAGUGGUUGGUUGACAGUUGUCUCCGAUUUUCGACGAACUGUGAUCAGUGGUCAGUCGCGAACAGCGAGCAAUCGGCAGGGACCCCCAGCUAGCCUCCCCUUGUGACUGGUCGACGCAACGCUACUUGGCAGUUCUUGAAGAAUGGCUGACCCAGACGCACCAUGGAUGCUAGACGACACCCCAGAAGAUGUGCCCGCUGAGGGCUCAGAAGAGGCACCAGCUGAAGAGGCACCCGCUCCCCCUCCAGAGCCUCCCAAACCAGAGGGACCACCCCCAAGGAAAUAUAACACUGAGGGUCCCUGGUUCGACGAGCAACGUGCCAAGAAGAAGUAUAUCUGCCGACACUGGGUUAGGCCCAAGUACCUUCAAUAUAACUAUAUGUACAACUACAGAAAGAACUACUACGACGAUUAUAUCGAGUUCAUGGAUAAACGCAACAAAGGACUGGAGUCCGAGCCGCCGAAAGCACAAACCUGGGCCGAGAGAGCCCUAAGGACCUAUAGGAAGUCACUGGACCGCUACUGGCAGGAAACCAUGCCGAUUGACUACAUCUUCACCAAGGCUGAGCCCAACAUCCAUUACGUCAACAUGUACCGAGCUGAUCACACCAGGGAGCACUUCUACAGGAGGCAUUAUGACGCCAUACAUCACUCUGAGAUGUGGGGAGCUAGAUCAGAUGUCCCAUGGAACCUGAUCAUCAACUAUGUACCGAAACCAUACAAGUACAUCGAUCAGCAAGAAUCCUAUGGAACCUAUGACACCACAUGGUAACCCUACUUUAUGACUGUAAAAAUUAUGUGCACCUUAUCUCACUCAUUUCACAUAAUUCUACAAUCAUGAACCACGAGUCUGUCAUUAAAGAAACUUGGAAGAAAUGUCCCAUGAUAAAUUUCAUGGUAAGCUACACAUAUACUUCGCAAGUGUUCAAUCGAAAAAAAAAAACUGAAAUAUUGUCUGGGAUGUCAAUAAAAAUGCUGUUAAUCAUAUCUUACCUAAAUUUUUUUAUGGACAUCAAAAUCUUAUUUCAGGCUCGACGUAUAAUUAAUUUACUACAAUAAUACUGUAUUAAUAUUAAUGUAUAUUGUCAAAAUAUUAUUGAGUUAUGUAUUUCAAAAUAAAUGAAUUAAUGUCGAUGAAA